Messenger RNA from Struthio camelus australis, 2592 nucleotides. Lineage: Eukaryota; Metazoa; Chordata; Aves; Struthioniformes; Struthionidae. The record is from RefSeq and is a predicted model, not a curated record.
CUGCUCUGCUCUGCUCUGCUCUGCUCUGGCCAAAAUAUCUGCAGCAUCAAGACACCCUCAGUUAUGACAAACCAGCUGCUGCUUCAAGCCACCCUCCCUUCCAGAAGACACCCUCUGAGACCGACCAUGGAUCUCGUCCUGAACGUCGCUGACUACCACCUCCUCACGCCCUACGUGUAUCCCAGCACGUGGCCGGAAAAUGAACCCUUUCGACAGCUCCUCAGUCUCUUUGUCAUCACCAACCUCGGGGCCCUUGCCCUUUACUUGCUGUUUGGCAUGCUGAGCUACUACUUCAUUUUCGAUCAUGAACUCAAGAAACAUCCCCAGUUCCUAGAGAACCAGGUGCAGCGUGAGAUCACCUACGCUGUCCAGUCCCUGCCGUGGAUCAGCGUGCCAACCGUCGCCCUUUUCUUCGCAGAGGUCAGGGGAUACAGCAAGCUCUAUGACAACAUUGAGGACUCCCCAUAUGGGUGGCCAGGAGUUGUUCUCAGCAUGCUGUCUUUCCUCUUUUUCACUGACAUGGGCAUUUACUGGAUACACCGAUUCCUCCACCAUAAAUUGCUAUAUAAGCGUUUCCACAAGCCCCAUCACCUCUGGAAGAUUGCGACGCCCUUUGCAAGUCACGCUUUCCACCCUGUCGAUGGCUUCAUGCAGAGCCUCCCCUACCAUGUCUACCCCUUCCUCUUUCCUCUGCACAAAGUGACAUACUUGGGUCUCUACAUCUUCGUCAAUGUCUGGACCAUCUCCAUUCACGAUGGCGAUUACCGCGUCCCCAAGAUCUUAAGGCACGUCAUCAACGGCUCUGCCCACCACACUGAUCAUCACUUAUACUUUGACUACAACUACGGUCAGUAUUUCACGCUCUGGGAUAAAAUCGGCGGCUCCUACAAAAGCCCCACGUCCUUUGAGGGCAAGGGCCCGCACGACUACUUGCGCAAGCUCCGAGAGAAGGAGUCAAAUGGCCAAGGCAACGGUUGUGAGCCUCGGACGAUGCCUAACGGGAACAGCAAAAAAACCAAAUAGUUCUCUGUAGAGUUACCCUUAUCACAGAGUGCCAGAUCUCAUUCCAUUCCUUUCUCUUCCCAAGAGCCAACUUCCCUGUACAAAAAGCCGUCUCAGUAUUGCUUCAGGAUCGCAGUGAUUUUGGGUGCCUGAACGUGCUCGACUGGCUGGGGCUAGAAUGCUUAGAGACCGACAGAUGGUCCCGUCCUCGGCGUUGGUUGGGACUGAGAGAGAAAACCUGAGCUUCCAUGCCCAAACUCGCUACGUGACCCUAUGUACCGCCCCCAUGAUUUCUGACAACUGCUGCGUGCUACCCUCAAAGGCCCCUUCCCUGAACAUUGACAAAAUCUCGCUGCAACACAGGCCUGGUCCCAACAGAGCGCUUUUGCUGUUUGCCAGAUGGGUUACAACCAAACCCCUCGCUGGUUCUCUGCCAGAGACAGCUCCCGUGAACUGCUAUGGCGGGUCUCACCUGCCUCUCGUGUCCAGACGUGCCUGUUCUUCCAGGGCCCGCUAGGCUCGGCCUCACAUGGCACACCAAUACCCUGACACUACGUGAGGACAUUACCGCAUCUCGAGCCCAGCAGAGGACGCAUGCUGGUUUGGUUCUCCGCAUCUGCACGCAAAGGCCAGCACGUGCCUCAUGCAUCCUGAGACUGCCACUGACCUGUCCCGCUUCAAAGAUCACCUUCUCCUCUGCUGUGAACCCCCUCAGCAGAACUUGCGUGACAGCGACAGCAAUUGCAGGUGCGUUCGGAAAGUGCUCGAACCCCUGCGCGCUCCCUUCAGAGUACUACCCUCAUAAAUUUCCGAAAAUCGUUCUGAAACCUGUCUGACUCCUACCCAAUUAUAUCAGUGCCGAGUUCCUUGGCGGCUUGAGUAGACUGGCGAACUGAAGAGAUUCCCUGCUGCCCUUGAGGUCCCUUUUCCCCCUCCUGGUGGCCUUUGGGUCUCUGCAGUGACUCUCGUAAUCUUGAAGGAUGACUACAAAGGUAUUCUAAGGGCAUGGCGCUUCCUGGGGUUUCUACCUAUCUGUACUGCAUGACACCAUAGCACCUUAUCAAGGACAGGUCCAGAAGCUCUGCUCAGUUUGGAUGACUCCACAAAACAGCCUGCACUUGGGGUACGUGCCAUCCUCAAGCAUGCCCUUCCAGACGGGAAUUCGCGAAAUACACCCCGAACACCCACCUUAUGGAGCCUGUGCAGAUAAUCCUGACAUUCUCGGUAGAGCAAUGGUUUGUCCUUUCAGCAUCGUGGGACUUCUCACCACUGAAAGAAGGCCCCUCAUCGCCAGGUGGUGCAGAACACGUCCCUAGGAAUCUCAUGUAGGGGUCAGACGGUGGAAAAGAUUCAUCGGGAAAGAUGACACCUGUUGGAGAAAUGCAGGUUUUGAGUCAUGGCGGUAGUUUUCUCAGGGAGGGAACAUACUAUGAGGGUGGUGAGACAGGUAUCAGGAGGUUAGAGAUCACUCUACGGUUCGUGGCUGGUUUUUCCCAUUAAUGUGCAACGUGCUCCUUUCUGAAACCUAAUUAAGCUGCAUUUUGGUUGUGCCCGCGUUCAAUAAAUUGAAUUUGACAACUUUGAUGAAAA